This is a messenger RNA of Penicillium crustosum, 777 nucleotides long. RefSeq lists its product as uncharacterized. The coding region runs from base 1 to 777 and encodes 258 amino acids. Lineage: Eukaryota; Fungi; Ascomycota; Eurotiomycetes; Eurotiales; Aspergillaceae. The record is from RefSeq and is a predicted model, not a curated record. The transcript has 3 exons.
AUGGCUCCAACUAUCGUCCUUGUCACCGGUGCCAACCGUGGCAUCGGAAAAGGUAUCCUGGAACUAUACUUGCAGAAGCCAAAUCACACGGUGAUCGCCGCCAACCGUGACCCAAGCCACCCAACUUCUUAUGCCUUGACUGAUCUACCCAAGGCCGAAGGCACUACGUUGGAGGUUAUCAAGCUCGAUGCUCUCUCUCCAACUGACCCCGCUGCAGCCGUGAAUACGUUAGCUACUAAGGGAAUCACCCACAUCGACAUCCUGAUCGCCAACGCCGGUAUCGCUCUUUUAUGGCCAAAGGUGUCAGAGGUCAAGGUGGAGGAUAUUCAGAAGCACGUCGAUGUUAAUGUAUAUGGCUUCAUCCGUCUUUACCAAGCUUUCCGACCCGUCCUCAAGGAAGCACAGGCCCCCAAGUUGGUAACAAUCGGAUCCAGCUCCGCUUUCCUGACGGUAAGUCCCACCAGUCUGUUUUCUUUGACCCAGACCAGGAACUUUAUACCCCUGCAAAAUGCUGCAUACGCUCCCACCAAAGGUGCUCAGCACUGGUACACCAAGGCGAUCUCCGCUGAAGAUCCUUGGUUGACCGCGUUCCCUCUGGACCCGGGCUGGGUCCAGACUGAGCUCGGUAACCGGGGCGCUGACGCUUUCGGGAUCGAGAAAGCCGCCAUUACCGUGGAGGAGAGUGUUACGGGCGUGGUCAAGGUCAUUGACGCGUCUACGCUCAAAACUCACAGUGGAAAGCUCUUCAAGUAUGACGGCAAUCAGGAGCCUUGGUAG